GCGCCUUCAUUCGUUGACUGGAAGCCGAAGGUGGCAGAGACUGUGUGUCGCAAUUCAGCACUGUAUCAGUACACGGUCGUUUAAGUUCAAGGUCCGCAUUGUCAGUGUUAAUACCAGGUGAGACGAGAGCUUGCGCGUGGGCGCCCGCUUUUCCUCCCGCUCAGUAAGAGGCCGGCAUCCACGCCGCUCGCACGAACCUGACCGCCGCCCAAGCGCCGAACGAACGACUCCAAGAUGGCCACUGGCCCUAAGAUAGUGCACAAGCAGUUCAACUCGCCCAUCGGGCUGUACUCCCAGCAGAACAUACAGGAGACCCUCAACAAGCACCUCCAGAACCUGGACAAUGGCACUGUAGGGAUCGACUUCAACAACCCAGGCGCCAACAAGCCAGCCAACCUCGCCAACUCGGCCGUUCUGCGCAUGCUUGAGGAAGAAGAGCGCAACCGCAAGGGACUUCCUAAGUUAGAUCCGACGCAAAUCCAAGCAAUAAUGGACAAUUUGGUCCUGGCACGGCGUCGUUUUGACAGCUCGUGGCCACCGCGCAAAGAGGAUUCAGUCCGACGGGGAUGGCACUUGCUAGAUACCACCGGUCACAUAUAUUCUGAUUGCUUGAAGGCUACUAAAGGUCAGAAGAAAGUCGUUUGGCCACCGGUGCCAGAAACCAACGGCUACCAUCAGACCCAACAGCAGAGCCCUGCGUUCUACAACAACGCUCAGCACUCUCCAUCGCAACAGGCACAGUACUCACCCUCGGCUCAGCCCCAAGCACAGCCCCAGCCUCAAUCCCCUUACCUGUCCCCUCAACCCCAAUAUCAACCCCAACCCCAGUAUCAACCGGAGCCCCAGUAUCAAUCCCAGCCCCAGUACCAACCGCAGCCUCAGUACCAGACGCAGUCGCCAGCGUACUGUGAAGGCAAGCGACAGCAAUCGACUGGGCUGAGUAAGCUGAUCCCGGUUGGACCUGGCGCCUCUCCCGUAGCCCCCUACCGAAAGGGCCCGCCUUCGCCGAAGCCCUACAGUCAACAGAACAGCCGCUGGGCCCCGGUGCCCGCUCCUACUUCUCCACAGCCACAGUACACGGGGCAGCCGCAGUAUUCGCCACAGUCGCAGUACUCGGAGCCACAAUACCAGCCGCCUCAGUAUCAGCCCCCGCAGAAGCAGUUCGAACCACCGCCGUCCACCAUCACUCUGCGCCAACAGCAGCCAGUCCACCAGAAGCCACCCCCGGUCUUCCCCAGCCAACCUGCUACAGCUUCUUUUAAAGGAGGUGUAAACAUGCGUGGAGAUCAAAAGUGGCCGCCGCAGUCGGUGAAGGAGGCCGUCGCAGCUGAGAACGAAGCGAGAAUGAUGCUGGCCAAAGGACCAGCUUGCAGACCGCGCAAGGUAAACAGGGAUUACUCUGGCUUCUUCGCAAAGCACGCUCUCAACAACAACUACCCUGGCUACCGCGCGCCCCCUGGCACUCAACACUUUGAGGACCAUUCUGGCCGAUCUUCAUACUAAAAUAAGAUCUUAGAAUACUAGAGUCACCUGAUUUCACUCAAUAGAUUCGAUUAUAUAGAACAUAAAUAAUGUCAAUAUUCCAAAGGAUCAUUUUCUUUAGCUACAUGCAUAAAUCCGUUGCACGUAAGUGUCUUAAAACAUAGGGGGUAAGUGCUCGGAUGUUAUAAAUGAGGAAUCAGCAUCUUAUGUCACAAAAUGUUUAGAUAUCAGGGUAGGGGACGCCAGAGUAAGUACUUGUGUAGACUUUACUCGAUAAAGUCUUAGCCUCAAACUAAGUACUUAAAAUAAAAAUUAAGCACUGAUUCUUUGAUAAAAUUCAGAGUAAUAAACAUAUUGGUAAUAACCUAUUCCUAGCAACGUAUAGUCUGUUAGGAUUAGUACAAAAUAUGUUUUAAUACUGUUUUACAUAUCUACAUAUAAACAUGCACAAAACAUGUUUAUUACAGCCAUACAAACGUUAUCAGUGCUUAAUUUUAAUGUUAAUUUAUUUACGCGGUAAUCAUUAUGUAGUUUGUAAGGAUUAUAAUUUAAAAAAAUAUAUAAAAAUAUAAAUCAUGCUUUAAACCUUUACGAAAUCAUUUAUAUAUGUUGAAUAUGCAUUAUAUUAUUUAAGAAACAAUAUGCGGCUAAGUUUCGAUUUUAAAUAAAAGGCUUUUUAACGCUUUUAACAAUAUUAUUAUGUAAAUAAAGCUCAAUUGCUGCGCUAUUGGAUAAAAGCGUACAAAUUUGUAAACAACCAAAGCUAUUAUUAACAAUUAUUCAA
Molecule: messenger RNA, 2266 nt
Organism: Papilio xuthus (Asian swallowtail)
Lineage: Eukaryota; Metazoa; Arthropoda; Insecta; Lepidoptera; Papilionidae
Product: extensin
Exons: 10
Coding region: 235-1503 (422 amino acids)
Source: RefSeq, a predicted model, not a curated record